Messenger RNA from Poecilia latipinna (sailfin molly), 821 nucleotides. It is a transcript of the gene clxn, whose product is annotated as calaxin. The transcript is spliced from 6 exons. Gene Ontology annotation, molecular function: calcium ion binding. NCBI's taxonomy places the organism in Eukaryota, Metazoa, Chordata, Actinopteri, Cyprinodontiformes, Poeciliidae. The record is from RefSeq and is a predicted model, not a curated record. Bases 112 to 756 code for a protein of 214 amino acids.
UACCGUUCCUCGCUGUUGCCAUGGAUACGCACAGUCAACAACCCUUCUUCCUCCCUAAACCAAUGCAGUUCUCGCUAAGCGGCGUCAAACCAACCAAGAAGCUGUUCAAAAAUGAUGGAAAUGACGGCUAAGAGCAAAAAGGUGCUACAUGCCCAGGUUGAAGCUCUCUCGAGAAAAGUCGAACAUUUCAAUAAAACGGAGCUCGAGAGUCUGAUCCUGAUGUUUAACAGCCUUAUGGCGGAGCAGUUCAGCCGAGGGCGACCAGCAAAUGGCCUGAAAAGAGGGAAGUUUCGAGGCUUACUGCAGGGCACUUUUGAGAUGACCAAUGCCGUAAUGAUGGACGGAGUUUUCAGAAGUUUUGACAAAGAUGGCCACGGUGUCAUUAUUCUGGAGGAAUGGAUCAGAGGACUUGCUGUUUUUCUUCGUGGGACUCUUGAUGAAAAAAUAAGGCACACCUUUCGAGUGUAUGACUUAAAUAAUGACAAGUUCAUCUCCAAAGACGAGAUUUUUCACAUGCUGAAGCACAGCUUCAUCAAAUGGCCUAGUGAGGAGGAUCCAGACGAAGGAAUUAAAGAUGUGGUUGAGAUCACAAUGAAGAAGAUGGACCUGGAUCAUGACGGCAUGCUGUCUUUUGAUGACUUUCAAAAAUCAGUACUAGAUGAGAACCUUUUCCUUCAGGCAUUUGGACCCUGCCUCCCUGAUAACACGAUCAUUGCGAAGUUUGAGCAGCUUGCUUUUAAGGAACCAGAGCAAUGAAACAAUUCAUAUCAGUGUAAACUUUCAGCUGUGUCUUUAAUAAAAAUCGUAGUAUCUGCUUGCAA